Messenger RNA from Mytilus californianus (California mussel), 1570 nucleotides. Its product is annotated as rRNA methyltransferase 2, mitochondrial-like. The record is from RefSeq and is a predicted model, not a curated record. Lineage: Eukaryota; Metazoa; Mollusca; Bivalvia; Mytilida; Mytilidae. Gene Ontology annotation, cellular component: mitochondrion. The transcript has 2 exons. Gene Ontology annotation, biological process: RNA methylation. Bases 44 to 736 code for a protein of 230 amino acids. Gene Ontology annotation, molecular function: rRNA (uridine-2'-O-ribose)-methyltransferase activity.
GAAGGGGGAUUUCCAAUGUAAAUAAUAAACAAAUGCACGUGUAAUGCAUCAUUUUAGAGUUUUUGUGAUAAUCAAACGUUAUUACGGCAAAAAACAUAGCUCAAACCUUUGGUUAGAAAGGCAAUCUAGAGAUCCAUACGUUAAAAGGGCACGUGAAGAGGAUUGGCGGUGUCGAAGCGCAUUCAAGUUAUUGGAAAUUGAUGCAAAACACAAGUUACUGAAACCUGGUCAACUUGUUAUUGAUUGUGGGUGUGCUCCGGGAUCUUGGACGCAAGUUAUUGUGCAGAAGAUCAAUGCAAAUGAUAAUGAUAUAAAAUGGCCAAAAGGGACUGCUAUAGGCAUUGACCUGCAACAUGUGAACCCCAUCACCGGUGCUAUUUUACUAAGCAAGUGCGACUUUACCUCAGCUAUAACACAGGCUGAAAUUCUUCAGAAACUUGGUAACAAAAAGGCUGACUUGGUUCUUAGUGACAUGGCACCCGCUUGUUCAGGUGACAGAUCGAUGGACCAUGACAAAAUCAUUGAACUUUGUUCUUCAGUUAUUAGAUUUUCAACUGUGGUAUUGAAAAAAGAUGGAGCAGUUUUGUGUAAAAUAUGGAUGGGUGGACAGCAGAAAUUACUGGAAGAUGCAAUGAGAAAACUGUUUUUAAAUGUGAAAUAUGUAAAACCGAAUGCUAGUCGGGAUGAUUCUGCAGAAAUAUAUUUGUUAGCUCGAAAUUUUAAAGGAAUGACUUGAAAAAGAUAGAAUCAUGUCAUUAAAAAAAGUCACGAGUACUUUGAUGUAGCAGUCUUGACAUGUGUCAACUUUACGAACAUACAUUCUCCAUGAAAUAACCAACGGUAAUACAGGACAAGUUACACCACAAUUUAGAUAUUCUUCAUCUUAUAUUGAACCCAUUAAUGUAUAAUCUCGAUAUUCCAUUGAUGAACAGGAAUUUUAUAACUACAUAAUUAAGAAGAGCUUUCAAAUCGCUAUAUUUUCUAUAUACGAUCUUGCGUGUUUACUUAUCAUAUUGGGAUUUCUCAAAUAUAUAUAUAUGAAGGUUAUUUCAUGCACCACAAUCGUUAAAAAGCAUGUUCCCAUCAAAAUUCUAAUUCCGUUUUAUUGUUAUUAAUAAACCAAAAUUCUUGGUAGCAACUAAUUUAAAAUAUUAUGAAGGUUUAGAUAUUGUCUAUGUUUACUUUAAUACUUAAAAAAAACUUUUAGAAUCUCUAAAUAUUUGGAGAAAACAGGCUAUUUAAAAAAACUUUACUGUAAUAGAAAACUCGUUGACCCCCGACUUAGUCGUGAUUUCAAUAGUCAUUCAUUUUUGGCCCAUAUAUGACCCUAGAUAUCUUUUUUUCAAAACCCCCUUAGCUGAACUGUGUUGAGAGCUGGAAGUCCAAAGUUUUAUUUCAUUGUCCAUAUACAUUUUGUAAUGAAGUGCUUUUUUAUGAAACUGUAACAACUAUUCUGUCCUUCUUGGGGGAAAACUGACAAAAAAUAACCAAAAUCCGGUGGGGUGGGAGUUAUAUGGUUGCCACUAUGUCAAUAGAAUAUAGGCGUACACAGUAAUACGAUUAUUAUAAA